AUGGCUGGUAGCGGCAGAAUUUGGAGUAAAUGGAGACGAGCUGCUUGUAUACAAGCUGUUAGAUCCAAUAAUUUAGAUCCUACAUGGGAGCCUAAAAAUCAUAGAAUUUGCAAUCAACAUUUCAUUGGAAAUUUAAAGUCUGAAGAUCCACGUAGUCCCAGUUUUAAUCCAACUUUAUUUCCUAGAUUUAAGAAAAUAUCUAUUCUUCCUGAGGCAGCAAUUGAACGAUAUAAUCGUUUGAUAAACAGAAAUAAAACACGCAAUCAUUCGACUGCAGCACAAAUUACGAAUGAAAGCCAGAUAAAAACAUUAAGUGAAAUAGAUUUGGAUUUGAACACUGACAAUGUUGAACAUGUACCAAUACCUGUAGCCGAUGAUACUUCUAUUUUAAAGAAAGAUGUCAUGACUCAAGUAGAACCUGAAGAAUUACUCAGUGAUGAAAGUAGCAGUGCAGUGACUCAUAACAUUAUUUUGUGCAAUUUAAAGUCAACAGUUAUCGAUGGUAAAAUUAAUUGUGAGGCACAGACCCAGUGUUCAGAAUCGACUGAUAGCAGUUCUAAAAGUGAUGCCAAAAUAACAGAAAAAUCAAUUGAUAGUUUUUUAGAACUAUUUGAUGUAUUUGGCAUCAGAGGUUUCAAAGGUUAUGACGGUUUAAAUGAAGAAAGCCUAGAAUACAUAACUGGGGUCAGUCUAGGUGUUUUUAAAUUGCUUCUGAAAGUGAUAUUGAAAUGUAAACGUGGUCGCUUUUUUGACAACAAUAAGAAGUGUAUAAGCCAAGAAAAUAAGCUUCUUAUCUUUCUUGUGAAAAUGAAAACAGGAAUGACAUUUUCUGCAAUAAGUUCUUUCUUCGGUAUACAUAGAACAACUGCGUCCACAAUAUUUUAUAAGCUUUUAGAAUUCUUAGUAAUUGCAUGCAAGGAGUUUGUACCUUGGCCAACACAAGAUGAAGUGCGAGGAACUACACCAGACUGUUUUAAACCUGAUUAUAGUAAUUGCAGGAUAAUAAUUGAUGCUACAGAAUUCAGGAUAGAGCAACCACCACAUAUAGAUCAACAAAUUCAAACCUGGUCUCAUUACAAAAGUGGAUACAAAAUAAAGUAUGUAAUUGGAUGUAUGCUAGGUGGAUUAAUAACAUUUAUGAGUGAUGGCUAUGGAGGCAGAGCUAGUGAUGUUCAAAUUACUGCUGCAUCUAAACUUAUGCAAUUAUUAGAAAGUGUUAUGCCACCAUUUGUUCAAAAUCAUCAUCUGGAUGAAGUUCAAAGAGAAGAGCAGAGGAACAUUGCUAGAGUAAGGAUACACAUAGAAAGGAUCAUGCAGCGAAUACGUUUAUACAAAGUAGUUGACCAUUUCACAAAUAAAAUGUUACCUCAUGCUGAUAGUAUAGUAUUUAUGUGUUGUGUUCUAGUGAACUUACAACCUCCAAUAAUAAAAGCAGAAUUUUAUAAUCAAUUGUACUAA
Trichogramma pretiosum is the source of this 1458-nucleotide messenger RNA. RefSeq lists its product as uncharacterized. The transcript is spliced from 3 exons. Lineage: Eukaryota; Metazoa; Arthropoda; Insecta; Hymenoptera; Trichogrammatidae. The record is from RefSeq and is a predicted model, not a curated record. Bases 1 to 1458 code for a protein of 485 amino acids.